Sclerotinia trifoliorum is the source of this 2241-nucleotide messenger RNA. NCBI's taxonomy places the organism in Eukaryota, Fungi, Ascomycota, Leotiomycetes, Helotiales, Sclerotiniaceae. The record is from the annotation of a GenBank genome assembly.
AUCACAUCACCUCACUUCACUUCACUUCAGCUCAAUAAUCUUGCAAUUCACCAUCUGUGAAUUUCCAGCCUUAUUUUGAGAUGUUCUCUUUUAGAGCUUCAAAAAACCUUAACUAAACCGUUGCUAUCUUGAUUCAGCUGGAUGUAAGAUAUUACCACUACAAUAAUAUCAAAUCAAAUCAAAUAUGUCCAGCAAAAUGGACAAUGCUGCACCUCCACCAUAUAGUUCCGAAAGUCUUCCAAGAUACUCUGAAAUAUCACCUCUAAUCCCAAGAUCUUGCCAGUACUCUGUAUCAAAUUCCCAAUACAGAAAGGACCAAGAGGAAAGCAUUGGCAAAAUUCUACUUUCCUACGUCUCUAGCGCAUUAAUUUUCGUCUUCUUCAUUAUUGGCUUUUAUCAUGUUAUCUUGAAGAGUGUACUUGGCGACAGAAAUGAUUCGGAGAUCCAAGUUGUGAAUUUUAAAGUUGGAAUUAUUGGUGCUGGGCCUGCGGGUAUUGCUGCUGCUCAAGGUGUUAGAGAUGGGGUUUCUGCUUUGGAUCGAAAAUUCAAGGAUCGAAAUGUGGAUAUUCAGGUUGAGAUUAUAAUUUUUGAGGAGAAGAGUAGAAUUGGUGGGAGGAUGGUGGUUGAGGGGACUGAUGGUAUGGAGAUUGAGGUGGAAGAUGUAGCUAGUGGGGUAUUUAAUACGGGUUUAUUCAAUAUUAUCGGUGGAAUGUCUGAUCUGGAGAGGAAAAACGAGUUGAUUUCUGAGAGCGAAGAUAUUGGAAUGGGGAAGGUUGGAUAGUAAGUUUUCUCUUCUUUCGUUUAUGUCGAAGUGGAAUACUUAUACUUCGAAUUCGUAGAACUGACAUUCACAGUUUCGAUACAAAUCAUAUCAUCACCGAAACAUAUCGACCUUAUGCCACUACUCCCUGGAGUCACUACCUUUCCCUCGUUUGGAAAUAUGGCUCUUCCGUUUGGCGUGCUCCUAAGAUUCCAGUCGGCACCAUGAAAUCCUUUAAUACUUUCCUCCGUAGUAUGAAUGACGAACGCAUUUCGAUAUCCUCGGUUAAGGAAAUAAUUUCCAAAAUGUCACAGCAGCAUACAUACCUAUCUUUCAGUGUUCCUGCGACCGAACGACUGGAAAAGAAUGGAAUUGGAAAUAACUACAUAAGAGAUGUAUUAGCACCUCAAGUUCGACGACAUACCGGACAAUCAAUUGAACAAAUAAGUGAUCUAGCACUUAGUAUGGCUCUUGAACGAGAAGAGAUGGGUUCUCAAAAAGCCGUGAAUAAUGGAAUCUUUCAAAUGAUGAUGGAGAAAUCUUUACAAAAUAGCAAAGCGACAAUACGCCUUGGAGCAAGGGUCAAAAAAGCUAGAUGGGAAGAAAUCACGGAAGAUUAUGAGGCAUGGUUAAUAGAAUUGGAAAACGCUACAAACAAAGAUGAACCUCCCACUAUCGAGAUUCUGGAUAAACUAAUCAUCGCCACGCCAUUGAACUACACGGAACUUUUAGGGGAAUCAAACGAUCAUGAUUCGAUCUCCAAUCUUGAUAUUAGUCAAGAUAUCGAAUACCAACCGGUGUACAUCACAUUCUUCACAACCUCUUCACUCCUUAAAUCUACUACUCCCCUACCCUCUCAACUCCUCCCAAUAAUCGACAAUACUCAACCCCCCACCUCACCCCACAACACCAUCAUCGAACUCACGCUCCUCCGACCCCUCAACCCUUCUUCAUCCCCUUCUAAUCAAACCCAAACCUCCCCUCCCCCAAAAUACCUCUACAAACUCCUCACUUCCACCCCCUUACCCCUCACUUUGUUAAUCACAACCCUCGCACUCCCGGAAAAUAUUAUAGAAAGAGAAUCUUGGAUUCAAUGGGAAAUUUCGCAUGCGUAUCCGCGUAUGUGGUCUUGGUCUCGGGGGAGUGGUGAUGGGGAGUUUCAGGUGGGAAAGCAGGUUUGGAGGGCGAAUUCAAAUGAGGCGGAGGGGUGUUGGGAGGUGGGUUUAUGGGGGUGGGAGGGAGGGGGGGUGGGGGAGGAGAGGAGGAUGAGGGGGGAAGGAGGAGAGGAAGGGAGGAGGAGAGGGGAUUAAAUGAAGAGGGAGCCAGUGUUGAGCAGGAAAUUGGUUUGAAUAAAUAGAAAUGGAAAUGGAAACAGGAUUGAGAUUGAGCUUGGGACUGGGAUUGAGAUCAGGCUGGCGUGGAGAUUAUUCAUUGAAUAUUAAUACCGAUGAAUUUUGAUAGUACUGAAUGAUAAUAAGAUU